Syngnathoides biaculeatus (alligator pipefish) is the source of this 9180-nucleotide messenger RNA. It is a transcript of the gene strc1, whose product is annotated as stereocilin 1. The record is from RefSeq and is a predicted model, not a curated record. Gene Ontology annotation, biological process: cell-matrix adhesion. Gene Ontology annotation, cellular component: stereocilium tip; kinocilium; cell surface. The transcript is spliced from 28 exons. The coding region runs from base 1 to 5901 and encodes 1966 amino acids. Lineage: Eukaryota; Metazoa; Chordata; Actinopteri; Syngnathiformes; Syngnathidae.
AUGAGCUGGCCCACCAGUUUAGAAACCGACAUCUGGACAGUUAUCCAUCAGAUCCAUUACUUGUCUGGUGAAAAUAAAAAUACUCGCAGCACUGAAACCUCCGCCACAGGUUUGAAUACAUAUAAUGAUGAUUUGACAGAUCUCGAUGCUGCCUUUCAACUACUGCUAAGUGAUGGGUUCAUGGAUGACCUCCCAAAAACUGUAGUUUGCAUUUUAUCUGAGAGGGUUGAUUGUGGGGUGGAAGCAGAGCUGACAAAGACAGUUUUUCAGGAGUUGGGCCAGCCGCUGCUGUCGUUCUUAUCGUCUCUGAGAUCCCAGACAUGUGCCCCCCUGACUGAUGCAUCAGAUGCAGAUCUUCACAGAUUGGUCAGUGCUUACCUCAGAUUGGGAGAAUCAGGAGCUGCAACAUUGACCAGUUUGCAACAGUUGUUUUUAACCAUUUUUGAAAGUUUCCCUCGAUCUGGGACUUUUGUGAAUGUAGUGGUGGAUGCAGCCAUUACUUAUGUCUCAAAUACCAUAGCAGCAUUAAUCCAAGUACCAAUGGACUAUGUCAAAGUCGCACUGCAGUUUGGAAUAAGAAUUCCAUCUUUAAAUGAAAAAGAGAGCUGUGAGCAAGGAAACCUCAAGCAACUCAUAAUAUGGGGAAUGAACCAUAAUGUGAGCUGGUCCUUCACCAACUCAUUCAUUGACAUCCUUUUGGACACCCUCAUGACUCCAGAACAGUCUUUGUGCACAUAUCCAAGUCCAGAAUGCCAGAAUCCUCCCAACCUCAGACACAGUCUUCCAGAGGCAGACACUUAUAAUAGCCAUGACAUGCUGCUCCGAUGUGAUCGCCAAGAUCUGUCUGAGUUCAAUGAUACACUUUGUGCUGAAAUUCUCUAUGGCUCAAGAGCACCAAUGUCCGCAUCCGUGCUUGUCUUGUGUGAGGCACUCAGCUCGCUCAGUGUCCGGCAAGUUGAGCUUGUAUGGAACAAUAUGUGCUCUGUUAUUCAAGCUUUUGUGACAUCAGACUGCAAUGUUGGAGACACACAAAGGUUUUCUGUUAGCAGCCCCACAUCUCACCGAAAAGCCAGAGAAGCGCCCAACCUCCAACAGCUUGUCUGCAACUACAACAGCUGGUUAGAAAACCAGGUGGUGGAUGCUAUCCUUGUCUCUUUGUGUAGCGACAAUGAACGGGAGGAGUUUGUGAAACAUGUGUGUAAUAAUGCUACACUAAUGAGGAAGUUGGUUUCAGACCGGAUGAACAGUUGGUUGUAUGGAUACUGUGCAAAUUCCACAGCAGACCACAGCUAUCUAGCAGGUCAGUUCUGUCUCUACCAAUUGUGGAUUGAUCAACCUACAGUUUCGGUAGAGUCACACCUUCUGGGGUUCUGUAUGAGCCUGGACAGUCCAAGACUUACAAAGCUUAUUUGUGAGGACACUAGCUUUUUCACGUUGUUAUUCUCCAAUACAGAAAAUGUGCAGUUCAUGCCAAACUGCACCGUUAUGCCAAUUCCACCACAAUUUCCUGGGACGGAUCCACCUUUGUCACAAUCUUGUCACUAUGCAGAGUGGCAAGACGUGAUGCAGAUGACAAUAGAUGUUUUGGCGCAGUGCAUACGCAAUGAUCCAACAGAUUUUGCAGAGAAGGUUUGCGCCAACAGAACCUUUCUUAAUAGACUCUUACGUAAUGAGGAUAAUGUCUGGCUUGAGGAUCACUGCAGCACUGCUUUGAUUUUUCCACCCACUCCGGCUCCAGAAACGUUUCAUAUUUUGGACUGGUGCGACUACCACUCCUGGGUGAAUCGGCUGGUGGACGAUUCAGUGGUCGCUCUAUGUUGGCAGCAGGACCAGCUUACUUUCCAGAAGAAUGUCUGCUUUGAGGCAGCUUUGUUGAGAAAGCUCUUUCAGAACCCUCAGAACAGCUGGCUAAAAACUGUGUGCGUAGAUAAAGAAAUUGAGGAAAUAGAGAGUAUACCACAGGUAUGCAAGUACUCCGAAUGGGCUCACCCCAUCAUUGUUGACAUAACUGAGUUGGCUCUCUGUGCUGAAAGGGACCCAAAAAAUUUUGCCUCCAAAGUCUGCUCCAAUGAGACAGUACUGCAGAACAUGAUGGCUAACCAAGACAACACUUGGUUGAUUAAGUACUGUGCAAACCAUUCAAUUCUGGGUGAGGAUGAAGGAGAAAAGAUAGGAUUCUGCCCUGCAGAAUGGUGCCAGUAUUCCACCUGGAGUACAUCCUUCCCGGACACAGUGCUUUUGACUCUCUGCUGGGAGCAUGAUCAGUCCAACUUUGUCACAUCUAUCUGUUCCAAUCCUAGUCUUCUUUACAUGAUUGAUCAUGAGUGGGUGAGCACCAUGUGUGCAACCUACACCAACCACUCCACCUCUAGUAACAAAACCUCUGAGGAUCUUUGCUUGGCCAAACAAUUGGUCAGGCACUUCAACUGGACUUGUCCCGUUGACUUCACCGCAGCCUGCCAUCCUGGGGCAAGUCAGGACACGGUCAUGCACUUGAUUAUACACUGCUGGGCAGACAGUCUGAGGUCCAGGAUAGAGCAUCUGGUGACUCCAUCUGCAGCAGCAGUGUUGGAGCAAGCAGUCACCACUUCUGUUGUAGUCUUGCUCGCAAUAGAGGAGAUCCAGAACACUUCUCUGCAUGUCACCAAAAACAUACGGAUUAAUGUCCUAGACGCUGUCGUUCGUUAUCUCAAGAGGGAGAACAACUUUGACAAAAAGAGGGUCUUGCUGCAGUGUUUUGGGACACUACUAACUAGCUUGAUGGAGACAGCCAGAGUUGGAACCAAUAAUGUAUCUGUCAUUAUUAAGGAAUACUUCACCAUACCAUUGGCCGGCCUUCAGUCAGUGCUUAGUACUGCUCACAUCACAACUGUCAGGCUGAUCCUCCAAUACUAUGCAACAAACAAGCAUACACUCAAGCUGACUGAUAAGUACUUGUCCACCUUGACAUCCGUGCUGUUCCAGAGCCAUCUUGCAAAGGAUGGAAGUCUCUUUUCAGAGCUGGCUCCUCUUUUGGAGGCGGCCAGUCCCAAUGACAUCAUCAGGAUGCCUUCCCUGCAAAACAACCUUGAUGUGAGGAAAACCAUAAACAGCAACUUAGGCCAGAUGUCUGUGAAUCAGCAGCGGGCCUUUGGAUUGUGGUACAGUAAAAUUUUACCCCCUUCUAGCAUCACUGAAGCUCACCAGUCACUCAUUAGGGAGCAUGGAAAUGUGAUCGCUCACCUGCCGUUCCACACUUUCCGACACCUCUUCCCUGCUCAGCUAUUAGACGGACUGGAUGUAUUGCAACGAAACAACCUGACUUCCUUGAAGCAGGAAUUUGUGGCACAGAGCAUCAUUGGCACCUACAAAAACCUGACUUCUCACGACUUCAUAAGGCUGGGGAGUCUCUCGUGCCUGGCAGAGCCAAGUGACCUCAUGUCUUACAAUGGCAGCGAGGCCUUCAAGGUAAUGUGGGAAGUCAUCAUGAACUGUAGCAACGACGGGCUCACCUUACCGAGUCACUUGACUUCCAGUCUGUUACUGAACAUCCCUGAGUUAAAGAUCCCAUCCUCACUCAGUCCAAAUAAACUGGCAGACAUUGCAAAUCUUCUGCCCUUUGUUGGUGCAACUUUCCUGCUGGACCUCUCCCCCUCACAGCUUCUUGCAGCGCUUCCAGCCCUCAAAGCUGUGUCUUUCAGUCCUGCACAGGCCUCCAUAAUUUUUGACAAGUUGUCAUCUAUCAACACACUGAGCAAUCCAGGAAGCCUGAAGGAGCUCGGUUCUAUCAUCGCAGGAGUAAAGACGGAGACGUUAUUGACACUCACAUCGGACAGGCUGCUGUCAUCGCUACCUGACAUGGCCCAACACUCAUCGGGCCUCCAUCCAGCGCAAGCAAAUGCAAUUGCCACCAAACUAUGGGGCUAUCCAGAGGUGAUCUUCUGGUUGGAUCAUGUUGAUCCACUGCUAUGUUGCACUCCCCUACUUAGUAUCCUGGCAAGAACUCACCUGCUAAUGGACAACAUCUCCAGUUCAGCCACUAAAAAGUGGAAUGUACAGCAGGCUAAAGCAAUACUUAAAAGUAUGUGGAAUACUAAAUCAAACCUUAUCAAAGAUUUCUUGAAUCUUGGGAUGCUGGGCCAGGGCUUGAGCUGCCAAGUCUUACAGCAGCACUUAAGGGCUGAUAACUCACCUGCAGCCUUGAGGAAAAUCUUGGCCCUCCUCAGGCAGCAGCCCAGACCUCUGCACACAUCAUUGAAAAGGUGUGUGAUCGAGGAGGUCUAUAAAUCAGAGUUCUUCUCUGAACUGCUUGAAGAUUUAGGUGUAGAGAUAGCGCUGUAUAUGCCGGUGAGCACUAUAAAACAGUUCCCUUUUGGUCUGAUGGACACUUUGCAGAAAAUGAUAAUUGAGGACCCUGUUCCCUUUUUCAUGAUGUCGAAAAUAGAACAGCAGCUCCUUGUGGACAAGAUGGUGCAGAAGCUGGGCAUGCACACUGGAGUGUAUACGGAAGAGGAGUUCCGUUCCUUGGACAUUAUGGCCACGUUUGUUUCGGAAGAGAUUCUGGUCCAGCUGGAUCGUACGUUCCUCGUGGACAAUCUGGAUUUUCUCCAGACGCUCUGCUACAGUAGCACCAAGAUUGAUAUUGUGGCUCAAAUGCUGAUGGAAGUUGUUGUCUUCGGCCCCGCGGUCGAGAACUGGAACCAGACUACUCUGAGUCAGAUAGGCCGGUUUAUAUUUUUCCUUCCUCAGGACCGUCUACAGGAUAUAUCCUUGGGUUUGAUGACUGCUGGCCGUAUCGAGAAGCUGUUCAUGAGCCAACGUCAAUGGGAACGCAGCCUUGUGGGUCUUCACUGUUUAGAUGAGGCUGAGAAGAGGCGACUUGCUGAAAAGCAGCAGUUUGUCCUUCAGUUCUUUCUAGGUUUCCUAAAGAUAACUUCUCUGUCACCAGCUUCUAUGGUUCCUACCUGUGAGAUUCUGCAUACAACAGCUCCAUUUGCUUGGACUUCAAACAGCCUGACAAGCAUGUCGUCAUCCGCCUUCACCAAUUGUCUGGAGCUGAUCGGCCAUGACCCCUUUCUUACACUUUACCAACGCAGCCAAGUCUUCAAAAAAGUCAAACAAAUGUUCGGCCCGGUUUCUUCCUUCUCCCAGUCCAUCAUCAGUCAGAUGGGCCGAUUGUCACUGGAAAUGUUACCAGAGGAAAUUAGCAUGCUGCGAAUGACUGAGAUGAGUAGCAUUGCCACUAUGGGUGCAAUCAGUGAGUGGAGCAACAAACAGCUGGUUGCACUGUUCACAACAAUGUUGAAUUCCACCAAGCUGAACCCAAGCCAACUGGACUCCAGCACAUUGGUUGCAGUCGGAUACAUUGUGUGUGGAGCCAAAGCUACAGAAAUGAGCUCUUUCAAUGCUGUGGAGUUCAGCAAGGCAGUGCUCUGGCUGGGUCAGCUAAGGCUUGCCUGCUCAGAAGAACAGUUGUCAGCACUUGUUGGCCUGCUUACCCACAGUUUGGCUUUCGGACCCAUCAGUUCAUGGGGAAUGGAGGUCUUCAUUGAGAUUGGAGUUAUUGCAGCUGGUCUCCCAGAUAUAGUCAUGUCAGCCUUGGGAAAGGAGCAAAUAGAUGGAAUAACACCUAUGGCUAUCUCAAUGAUACCGCCUGAUAAAUUUGCUGUUGUGUUCCAUCAGCGACAGAUCAGCAUGUUCUCUCACGAGCAGGCUGGUGCAGUGACAGCGGAGCAAAUCUCAGCUCUGUCAUAUGUUCAGAGGACUGCUCUCUUUAUGGUGCUAAUGCCCUGGGAGGACAGGCAUGUGGACUUCAGAGGGAGAUCACAGGGACUGACGCUGAACCCCAGUUCUCUGUACCUGAUCCUGGCCCUGCUGAUGGUGCUGAUGGUCCAGCCUAACUUGAAAUACCCUGCUACCUGACACUAGUAGCUCCUGCUGGAUCAGGAGGCAUCGACUCACCCACACAAUCAAAUAUAUCCCAUUUAUCUUUGCAAUAGCAUACCCCUUUGAAACAAUCGCGUUAGAAUACAGUAUUUAAUUAAUGCCCAUCCAUUAACACAUUUUUCUAUACCACCUGUUACCAUUAUGAUCGCAGGUGAGCUGAAGUAUGAAAAUGAACAAUCGCUCAACACAAAAAAUGUUACAGAAUUAUUUAAAUACUGCACACAUAUACAAAUAUAAUGCAUGCCUAUCAAUAUUUAUCUAUAGCUUCCUGACUUUGAGAUCAAACAAUUGUAAAUAGACAAAUAUAAGGUCAAGUGAACUUAAAAUACUAUUUUUAAAUGUCAACUUUAUUUAUUAAAAGAAAAAAAAUCAGUUACCUGGCCCUGUGCGUAAAACAAAUCCCCCCGCCCCCUACUUAAAUCAUUUGUGGCUGAUCACAAUUUUUGGUAUAUUUUCACUAAUCACACCUAAGGCUGAUUACCUCCAGACCUGUUCAAUCAAGAAAUAACUUAAACAGAACCAUCCCAGUAAAAUCAAGUCAGACAAAACAGCUACAAAAGCUCCAACAAAAUGUCACAAUCCAAAGAAAUUCCAAAACAGUCUAACAAUAAAGUAGUUAACAUCUGUCAGUCUGUAAAGAGUCAGAAAACUGGCUAAAGAUUAUGGAUUCUAGCAAACUCUACAGAGAGGCAUUAAUCUCAUAGAGAGAAAAAGAUUACACCAAAAGAACAGCAGCGAUUCAUCCAGUGGGCCACUAAGAAUCUUGGGACAACUUCUAAAGAACUGCACGCCUUCUUUGCCUCAGUUAAGUUGAGUGUUCAUGACACAAAAAUGAGGAGACUGGACCAUGGCAGAGUUCCAAGGCGAAAACCACUGAUGAACAAAAUAACAUAAAGGCUCAUUUUACUUUUUCUGAAAAAAAAAUCUGAAUGAUUCCCAAGUCUUUUGGGACAACGUUACUUGGACUGAAAAGAAAGUUUAGAUUUGUUGACGGUGUAUGUCUCGUUAGAUCUGGCGUAAAUGUAGCUCAGCAUUUGAGGAAUAAAUAAAUAAAUCAUAUGCACAGUCAAACAUGUUGAUGGUAGUGUAAUGGCCUUGAGCCCCUUUGCUAAUUCAGGCCCUGGAAAAUUUCCUGUGAUCGACGAAACCAAGAAUUCUGCUAUAACAGAAAAUCCUGGAAGGGAAUGUUCAGCCAUCAGUUUGUGCCAACAAGCUGAAGAACAGUUGAGUUGUGCAGCAGGAUAAUGUUCCAAAAGACACCAGCAAGUCAACUUCUGAAUAAAUUUUUAAAAGGGUUUUGGAGUCGCCUAGUCUUAAAUCGAGGAUUCAAUCAGAUUGAAAUACAAUGGCAUGACCUUAAAAACACCAUUAUUAGGGCUACAUAAUACAUUUUUGGGUGAUCGUCUCAUUCAAGGCACUGUGGUUUGUGUGUGUGUGGGUGUGUGUGUGUGAAAUUUGAAUAUCAUGGAAAAUGUUAUUUAAUCCAUUAAUCCAUUCAAAAGGUUAAACUUUCAAAGAUUGUAGAUUCGGGCCCAUAAUUCAAACAAUUUCAAUUACAACAGUUUAUUUAUUUUUAUGUAAUUUGGGUUUGCAGCUCAUGAAACUCAUGAUAUCAGGAAUUCAAAAAAUUUGAACACUGUGAAGAAUUCACCAUUUCUCAGAUUUUAUAGGGGAAAAAAGUCACAUUAAAUCAAUCAAAAUCUGGUGCUUUCAAAAUGAUAUGUUAAUCUUCAAUACUUGGGUGGGAAUCCCUUUGCUGUAAUCCCUGGCAGGAUGUGCCGUGGCAUUGCGUGAAAGAUAUGGAAGACCAGAUUUCCUCAAUGCUUGCUUUUGUUUUUUCUUUGGUUAGGAGUCUGGGGUUUCUCAUUUUCCUCUUAAUAAUACCUCAGAGAUUUUUAAUGGAGUUUAGAUCCAGCGAGUAGGCUGCCCAAUCAACCACUGUGAUGGAAUGAGCCAUCCAAGCAAGGAAGAUGAAACCUGCAUCUCCAUAAAGACCCUCAGCAGAAGAAAUCAUUAAGUUCUCUAAAACAUUCUGGUUGACUGCUGUGGUGACUGGAUUUAAGAAAGCAGAGUUUACCAACAUCUGCACUGAAUUUUCCACCCCAAAUCAUGACUGACUGGGAAUAUUUCACACUGGACCUCAGGUAGCUCAGAUUCCAUUUUCCAGUCGUCCUCCUCCAAACCCUUGGACCUUAAUUACUGAAUGAAUACUUAAUUUGGAAAAAAAAAAAGAGUACCUCGGACCACUGGCCAACAUUUCUGAGCCAGUUGAUACACUUCCUACCUCAGGUCAGGCUCAGGAGUGACCUGACCCGAGAGACCCGAGUGGUAGCCCAUCAACGGAUCCGUUCGAAUGUGGUGAUAUUCGAAGCUCUGACUCCCGGCUCAUUCCACUUUUUCUGGAUAUCUUCUAGAUAGUUGAAUUAUCUCUGUUUGAUAAUGCGCUGAAGCCCAUAGUCAUCUCUUUUGCUGGCAGCAUCUUCUGUCAACUGUUGUCCUUCCAGUAAAGUAGUGUUUGUAGCGUAGUAUUUAUUUUGGGGGUUUCCUCUGAUACUGAAUUGUAUUAGAAAUAUGUUCUAAUAUCUUGUAACAUUUUCUCAUGCUAAUCAUUUGAAAUCUACUUUAGGUAAGAUGCUAAUCAUUCAAUAUGUCACAAUCUGUGCCUUUACAAUGUUGUAACAAUUAUUACUACUCCUGCUGUCAUAACACAAAUAUGUUCUAAGACAAUCAACAUUAGUAAUAAGUAGGUUAGUUACACAAUUUAAGUAUUUUGGAAAUAUGGCACCUGUAUGUGUACUCAAGUCAAAUAAUUGGAAUGGUAGUUAACUGAAUAAGUGUGUGACAUUUAAUUGCAUUUGUUAAUGAAAUAAAUUGCAUAUUACCUAGGUGUCUUAUUACCAGAGACUUCCAAAGUAUUGUAAUAUCUCUAACUCUGAGUGUAAGGCAUCAAGGGUGGGCCUGGCUCUUGUGACAUCUGUAAAGAUGAAAGAGCAAUUCAAGGGACAUUUUGAGCUUGACCAUUAGUUCCAGUCAGGGAGUCUGUAUGUAGAGUGCUUGGCCGUGAGUUGUAGCUGAACUCGAAGUGAUAAAGCGACUGAAGUGCAUUGGCAACAUCCUUGACCACAUACCAGGGAAUUAAAAUUUGAUGUACAAUUUAUUUUUUAAAAGACAAUUUUACUUUAAUUUGGAAGUAUACAAAAAUGGAGUGUAAUACAUCAAAGAUUAAAGUAACAUCCCUUAACGAGACAAGCCGAA